Molecule: messenger RNA, 1140 nt
Organism: Sinocyclocheilus rhinocerous
Lineage: Eukaryota; Metazoa; Chordata; Actinopteri; Cypriniformes; Cyprinidae
Exons: 10
Coding region: 1-1140 (379 amino acids)
Biological process (GO): response to bacterium
Source: RefSeq, a predicted model, not a curated record
AUGGUGUCUGGAAAGGUGAGCUCUGAAAGUGGUAACUCCUCAAUCCAGUGUCACACCAUUAUUCCUUGUGUUUUGGUGUUCAGUCAGACUAACGGAGCAGAAAUGGAGUUGAAAGUCAGACCAGGAGACAACAUCACUCUCUACUCCAGGUCCAAGAGCAUGGUGAUGGGAGAGGCAUCACGUGGCUCACCGAGUCUCCAAGAGGGAGUGCUAAAAGCCGGCUGGCUGAAGAAGCAGAGGAGCAUCAUGAAGAACUGGCAGCUGCGCUGGUUUGUGUUGCGUGCUGACCACCUCUACUUCUACAAGGAUGAAGAGGAGACCAAACCACAGAUGAGAUCUGACAUCUACAUUGAGACCCUCACCAGUGUCAGUUAUUCACAAUCACUCACUAAGAUGGAGAGGUCAAGAGUUGCUCUCAUUGUGCUUAUGUUUUUACUGUUCCAUCAGAAAAGAAUCAAUGGAGAAGAAGUGGAGAUGAAAGUCAGACCAGGAGACAACAUCACUCUCUACUGUGAUCGCUCUUUGACUUACGGUUCCCUCAUUGUAUGGAUACGAAACUGCUCUCAUGAAAAUCAACCCUCUCUCAUAAUAGAUUUUACGAGAUGGGGCCUGGAGAUAUUUCAGCGUUUCAGCUCUAUAUACAACCGCUACAGUAAUUCUUAUGAUCUACAUAUUACUAAUAUUAGUGUCUCUGAUCUGGGACAGUACUACUGUGCAGAAAAAGAGAAUAAGGUAAAUAAAGAUGAAAAAGGCAUCAUCUCCUCAUCAGAAGUGUACUAUUAUGGAAACCGAACAACUCGUCUCUCUCUGGAAUUGACUUCCUGUUCUGAGCCCUCUGCACCUCCUGACUGUGUGCUCUGCUGGAUGCUGCUGUUCAGUGUGUGUCCGGUGUGUGUUCUCCUCUUCUCCAUCUGUUUGUUCUGCCUCUGUUGUAAGAAAACUACAGACGUGAUCACCAAGAGACAGAAACAACACAAGACAAAGCGAGUGCAGAGUUCUGACUUCAGUACUUAUGCUCAGCUUGUCAAACUGGGCUAUCAAGACCAGGUCAUUAGACUUGUGGUGUCUGGUCCACAGCAGCCCUCUCAGCAUCUGGUCAUCUGUUGUCUUCAGCCAGCAGCCGCCCUGCUCACUCUUUGA